GGGCGGAGCGCCGGGCAUGGAGCCGGCCCGGGAGCCCCCCGCGCGCGCCCGGCCGCCGCCCCCCGCCGCCCGCCCCGCGCCCGCGCCCGCCGCGCCCCGGCCGCGCUCGCCGGGGGAGGCGGAGGCCCGCGGCCCCGAGGGGCUGCUGCGGCGCUCCGGCUCCGGCUACGAGGGCAGCACCAGCUGGAAGGCGGCCUUGGAGGACACCACCACCCGUCUCCUGCUCGGGGCCAUCGCCGUCCUCCUGUUCGCCAUCCUGGUGGUGAUGAGCAUCUUGGCUUCCAAGGGCUGCAUCAAGUGUGAGGCGCCCUGCCCCGAGGACUGGCUGCUCUACGGCAGGAAGUGCUACUUCUUCUCCGAGGAGCCGAGGGACUGGAACACCGGCCGGCAGUACUGCCACAGCCACGAGGCGGCGCUGGCCGUGAUUCAGAGCCCCAAGGAGCUGGAAUUUAUGUUCAAGUUCACGCGGAGGGAGCCCUGGAUCGGCCUUCGCAGAGUGGGGGACGAGUUCCACUGGGUCAACGGGGAGCCCUUUGACCCCGACGCGUUCGCCAUCGCGGGGCUGGGGGAGUGCGUCUUCGUGGAGCCCACCAGGCUGGUGUCCACGGAGUGCCUGAUGACCCGGCCCUGGGUGUGCAGCAAGACGGCCUACACGUGAGGGCCCAGCACCAGCCUCCCCGCGGGCCACUGGCCAGGACAGCCCAGCCCGGAGCGACUCGCCCUCUCCCCAGCACCUCCAGCUCUUAACACAGCCUCUCACAGGCGCCUGCCACCCUGCCUCCCCGACGUGUCUUCCUGUCACCCGACCGCCCCUGCACCUCAUAAUCCCCCGGGGAGCGGGCCCUGCGUGGCCUGGCCUCUUGAUGUACAGACACGCACUCAGGCGGCUGCACACGGC
Molecule: messenger RNA, 898 nt
Organism: Pipistrellus kuhlii (Kuhl's pipistrelle)
Lineage: Eukaryota; Metazoa; Chordata; Mammalia; Chiroptera; Vespertilionidae
Gene: CLEC2L
Product: C-type lectin domain family 2 member L
Exons: 6
Coding region: 17-658 (213 amino acids)
Source: RefSeq, a predicted model, not a curated record